AGUUCACCUCAUAAAUCUAUCUCUCGUAGCAAAUGUCAAUUAAAUAGACCUCAACAAAGCUUACCCAAAGUCACUGGUAAAUCCUAUGAAAGUAUCAAAAGUCCUGCUGCUUCCUUCUUAGCUGGCUUUGCUUUCUCUCCUGUUCAGACUCGUGCAGUCGAAGAAGAACAAGAAGGAGAUGAAAUUGAUGAUUACGUAAUUGAUAAGAUCAUUGGCUAUGGUGGAUUCUCAACUGUUCGAAAAGGAUUCCGUAUCUCUGAUGGUCAACACGUAGCUAUCAAAAUCAUCAAGAAACAAGACAUGCAAGUCGACAUGAGACUUGAAAGAGAACUGGAUAUCUGGAAACAACUUGACCAUCACAACAUUGUUUGUCUUCAAAAAGUACUUGACACGGAUCAUGCUACAUUCUUAAUCUGUGAUUAUUGUCCUGGAGGCAGCUUGCUUGAUUUAUUGAACAAGAAAUCACUGACUGAAUCUGAAGCACGCCGGAUCUUUGUCCAAUUGUGUGAUGCUAUUCGUUAUUUACAUGAAGAUGCCAAGGUUUGCCAUAAAGAUCUCAAGCUUGAAAACAUUCUGUUGCAAGACAAUGACCAUGUCAAACUAUGUGAUUUUGGUUUAGCCAUGUGUCAACAGCCACUCAAGAUCAAUCCAGUUACGCAUCUUCCCUUGUCACCUGAUCUCAGUGACUCUGACGACAAUUGUGCUGGGGGUUCAUUGGCUUAUGCUGCUCCUGAACAGAUCAAAUCGACAAAAGCCAUUGGUUGUCCUUCCACUGAUAUUUGGUCCUUGGGCGUCAUUCUGUAUGCUCUUGUCACUGGUAAAUUACCCUACUCUGAUAACUAUGAUUUACGCUUACAACAAAAGAUCUUGCAUGGUGAGUUUGAAAUGCCUACUUUUGUUUCUCCUGAACUUCAACUCUUACUAAGACAUUGUCUUGAAUCUGAUCCUCAAAAACGUUACACAAUUCAACAUAUCUUACAGUCUAGCUGGUGUACUGCCUUGUAAUUUUCUCAUCUUCUCAUCCUUAAUUUUUAUUUUCUUUUGUAAAUAGCAUGUUUAUACCAUACAUUCCAUCAC
Gilbertella persicaria is the source of this 1077-nucleotide messenger RNA. RefSeq names its product kinase-like domain-containing protein. Lineage: Eukaryota; Fungi; Mucoromycota; Mucoromycetes; Mucorales; Choanephoraceae. Gene Ontology annotation, cellular component: cytoplasm. The record is from RefSeq and is a predicted model, not a curated record. The coding region runs from base 301 to 1005 and encodes 234 amino acids. The transcript has a single exon. Gene Ontology annotation, biological process: protein phosphorylation; intracellular signal transduction; microtubule cytoskeleton organization. Gene Ontology annotation, molecular function: ATP binding; tau-protein kinase activity; protein serine/threonine kinase activity.